AGCGUUAAAAGAAGUUGAAGAUACCCUUAACCAACUUAACGAUAAACUUGAUGAAUCCUUCCAAAAAGUUUGCGAUAAGAUUGAUGAUAAACUCGAUGAAGGUCUGAAACAAGUUGAUGAUAAACUUGAUGCAAUUUAUAAAACAUCAAUAGAAGUUGCAUGUAAACCUAUUGAUGAUGAUCACCACGGAAACGAAUUAGCGAUUCUUGGCAGAUUAAGUCUAUCACCUCAGAUUCUUAAGUUUUAUGGGCACUCAGUAGUUAAUAACGCUCAAGUUAUGAUCUUUGAAUGGGCUGAUCGAGGAAAUUUAAUGGAACUUUAUGAAAAGUAUGACAUUCCUUGGACUAGAAAAAUACAGAUUGCCAAAGAUAUACUUCUUGGUCUUCUAUUUUUACGUACGGUGCUAAGAGAUUUGAGUGUAAAACUUGGAAACUUCGGAUGCGCGCGUGAAGUAGAUGGCAAUUCUAGAAAUCUUUCAUAUUUAGCAACUUACAUUAUUCGUUGGAUGGCUCCUGAGCUAAUCGAUAAAUAUAUUAAUGGUCAAGUUAACAAAAAAGUAUAUACAUUUAAUUGUGAAAUGUUCAGUUUUGGAAUGCUUUUAUGGGAACUUUGCUAUGAAAAGCUUCCUUAUACUGGUUGGGGUAUUAAACAAAUAUCUAAUCAUGUCUUGAAUGGUAAACGAGAAAAGCUUUUAAAAGGAAGAUUUAAAAACCCUGACGACAAUAUAAUUCAAUCAAAAUUUAUUAAGAUCAUUCAAGAUG
Molecule: messenger RNA, 761 nt
Organism: Dentiscutata heterogama
Lineage: Eukaryota; Fungi; Glomeromycota; Glomeromycetes; Diversisporales; Gigasporaceae
Source: the annotation of a GenBank genome assembly